Actinia tenebrosa (Australian red waratah sea anemone) is the source of this 1177-nucleotide messenger RNA. RefSeq names its product YEATS domain-containing protein 4. Lineage: Eukaryota; Metazoa; Cnidaria; Anthozoa; Actiniaria; Actiniidae. Gene Ontology annotation, biological process: regulation of DNA-templated transcription. The record is from RefSeq and is a predicted model, not a curated record.
GGAUGUAUAUAAAACAAGAUGGCGGGGUUUGGAGACAACUCGCGUGUCAAGGGAGUAUCUAUCGUAAAACCUAUCAUAUAUGGUAACGUUUCGCACUAUUUUGGCAAGAAGAGAGAGACUGAUGGUCACACUCAUGGCUGGACUGUCUACAUUAAACCAUAUAAAACUGAGGACAUGUCCAGUUAUGUCAAGAAAGUACACUUUAAACUACACGAAAGUUAUGCCAAUCCGUUACGAGUGAUUACAAAGCCGCCUUACGAAGUGAAUGAAUCAGGAUGGGGAGAAUUUGAAAUAACAAUCAAGAUUUUCUUCAUGGAUCCACAAGAAAGGCCAGUCACACUUUAUCAUUUAUUAAAACUUUUUCAAACUGAGUCAGCACUUGCCUCUGGAAAAAAGCAACUGGUUGCUGAAUUUUACGAUGAAGUUAUCUUUCAAGAUCCCACRCAGAUGAUGCACCAGUGUUUAUUGAGUACAAAGCAGUUACCACCAGUAAAGCAUGAAUCAGACUGGAUAGAAAUAGAACAAAGAACAAUCAAUUCUAUCGCCACAGCAAGAUCCAAGAUAGGAAAAGAAAUCACUCAACUGAAUGAAAGAUUAAAAGCCAGCCGUAACCAAAUAAACCACCUGAAAGACGAAAUAGCAAGUCUGGAACAGGACGAGCAACCAGACCAGCAGACUACCCCUGGUCAGUCACAGCCUCAACUUCAAGUUCAGAUAUCACCAUUACAAAUUGAUCACCCACAGGUGACGACUACACAUUGAGCCCGCUACACUAAAGCAUAGGUGGUCAGCGGUUAUUGUACAGUCACAGCCUCGCUUACAUGUACAGAUGCAUCAUACACACACUGCAGACAGUCAGUUCUAGUCUCUCCCUACCACAGGAAGCUCAGUAAGUUUUAUAGCUUCAAGUAUUAGAAAUAGUGUCUCAAUUUAAAGUGAUUGAGCGUAUGUAGAUGUUGUAAAAUAGCAAGAAGAAAGGCUCUGCGCAAUCCAUGGGAUUUCCCCCCUGGAUUGCAGCAUCGUGAUUCUUUACAGAGUCUGCAUUGUUUCUGCUCAGCGAUUUACUUCAAAUAUGCCAAAUGAAGGCUGGGAUGGCGCAACAUGUAUUUAUUUUUUAUUUUGUCAAAUAAAAUAGAAAGGACAAGUUAUAAAGUACUUUUCCUUUCUCUUUCCGUAA